AUGGAAGAGCAUCCAGGCCAGCGCUCCAGCUCCAAGGCGGCGAGGCGUCUGCGCAGCCUCCUCGCUCUCGCCGCAGACUACAUCAAGUACCUCUUCAUGAACCGCCGCCGGCUCGUUUGCAGGGCGGCGAGGCGAACCAUCGCUGUUCUAUCCUCGUACCACGGCAAAAGCAACAAGCACCUGGCGCCAUACUGGCCACCUCGUGCGCUUGCGGAGCACGAGUUCUCGUGCAGCGACAGCCCUAGCCCCGCGUUCCUCGCGGCCAAGAGGUUCCGAUCACGGCUGUUACGCAAUGCGGCGGCCGGCUCUUCCUGCUUCGGAGCCUCCCUUGGGGCCUCGUACGGGUCGCCGCCAGUGACAGAGGAGGAGGAUGAGAUGGUUGAGGAGGAGGAAGAUGAGGCUGAUGGCUGGGGGUGCUAUGCGCUCGAGCUUGACGUGGACUACAGGGCGGAGGAGUUCAUCAACAUGUUCUACGAGCAGCUCAGGGCGCAGAACUUUGCCACGGCUUUUCAGCGCUCGCCGUGA
Messenger RNA from Lolium rigidum, 525 nucleotides. RefSeq lists its product as uncharacterized. Lineage: Eukaryota; Viridiplantae; Streptophyta; Magnoliopsida; Poales; Poaceae. The record is from RefSeq and is a predicted model, not a curated record. The transcript has a single exon. The coding region runs from base 1 to 525 and encodes 174 amino acids.